CCAUUGCGGGGCCGUGAGCGGGGCCCCUCAGGCGAGCCCCGUCCGUGCCCCGGGGCCGUGCGGGCUCAGCCCCGGAGCCGAGCUCUGCCUCCCACCGCUGCGGGUCUCCUCACCGCUUCUCCUUCCCAGCAAACGCCUUGCUCCUGGUGGCAAGGAGAAGCUCAGGGUUUCAAGUCUCAGAGUAAUGGAGUCGUUAAGGCUGGAGAAGACCUCCAAGAUGACCAAGUCCAGCGUUCCACCUGCCACCUCCGUGCCAAGCUCUCCAGAAAGUGCCUCUUGUGCUACUGCUAAGUGUUUGUUUCGGACACAGAGCACUGUGUGCUCCACAGCAAUUAGCUGACUUGACCAGUCAGAUGCAGUGUCCAUCCAUAACCCUGGGAUAUUUAUCUCGGAAUUGGCACACGGAGCCAUCCCAGGCAGUUUGUGUAUCCCCAUGGGGCUCUCUGACCCUUGGCAAGCUCUGCUCAGUGUCAGAGCACAGUGUUCCAGCCAUGAGGAUUUCCCUCUUUCUUAUCUAAGUGAAAUUCAGGGGUUGUCUCACACCAACAAAACCACCAUAGAUGAGGCCUAUAAAGUAUCUACAGAGGCAAUUUGCAAGUUAUAAACUUUAGUUGAGUUUAACUUCAUGUUCUGAGGAGUGUUCCUGGCCAAUGCAGAUAACUGUCAGUGUGAUCCCUUGAACAGUGAUUUCAGUAAUGAACAACACUUAGAAUGAUAAAAAUGUGAUAAAAUAAUCACAUUGUUCCUUCAGUGAUGAGCAUAAAUCCAUGGAAUCACAGAAUGGUUUGGCUUGGAAUAAUGGGCAUGUGUAAGAAACACAAAGUCACCAACCUCCCAUGGUCCUUGUGGGUCUCUUCCAACCCUGGGUGUUGUGUGAAACCUCUGAACCAGAAAUAAUUUCCUCUCAUGUUUGACUGCCCAGAAAACCAUGAGAUUGUAGCAUAAAAUGUAAAGUUUUUCUGUGAGGGUGAAUGAUCUGACCUCCUAGCUCAGCUGCAGUUCCUACUGUGCUGUCUCAACUUCUCAUGGACAUCAAGGAACAGGAGGAAAGAAUCCACUUUAGAAACACUUUGAGGGGUCAAAAUCCAUGAGUGUGCCUAUUCUUAACUAUUUUUUAAAAAUAAAAAUCCAGUGAAAACAAAAGUCAACAUGAAUCACGUGGAAGGUUCUCUGCCCAUGGCAGGUGGGUAGAACAAGUCUUUAAGCUCCAUUCCAACCCAAACCAUUGUGAGAUUCUAUGACUUUGUGAUCAUUUUAUCUAUCCUUUAGGUAGGGGGGAGGGGAAUGUGAGGGAAAUUGGGAAGAGGAGUCAAUCCAGCUGAGAGCAGGGGUGUCAGCCUGCCUUUGCUCUGUUCCUGUCCCAUCCCUGCAGGCAGAACAUGGCAACAUGCUUGGAGAGGACACAGUUACAACACACUGGCUAAGAAUCCAAAAAAAAUCUUUAUAAAUGAGCCCUGAGGGAAGCUGUCCCAAUGGCCUCAGAAGCACAAAGUGAGGAUGCAGAACAUGCAGCUGAGCCUCCUGCAGCUCCUGUGCAGGGGGACAGGACAUUCCAGUGGGGAGCCAUCCUUGCUGCAGUGAAAGACCAGCUCCCAUCCCUGGACUCUGACUCCUCCACAUCUGAUUGUGAGAGUGAUGAGGAGCUUUUCAUCUUCCAGCGGGACCUGCCCAACUUAAUUCCAGACCUGUCGGAAGAACUGAUGAUGUUUUCCCUGGAAGACUCCCAGGAGCAGCAAAUCCAGGAGACAGAAAGACUUCCAUGGGAGAUCUGGAACAGAGACCUGGAAAGUUUUGACUUUCAGGAAAAAACAGAUGGUGCCCAAAUCAUUGCAAAAGAAGAUGUACAAAUUAUUAAAGAUCAGGCUUCUGAACCUGUCAGCCAGACUGAAGAAAUGCCAAGCCAAAAGAGAGCUGUUAUUGAAGAAUCUCCCUCAGAUUCCACAGAUCACCUUGAGGAGAAAGAAAUGGGCAGGACACAGGCCAAGGAAAGAGUGAACUCCUGGCCUAACACAGCAGUGUCUGUGCAAGAGCUCUCCAGUAAAGAGGAGAGAAAAAAGCUGAUAGAGACAAAGAUACUCCACAAGAUCCUUGUGGAGCCAUCCCCAAAGCAGGAUGUCAAGCCUCCCUCCCAUGGCAUCAACAACUGCCCAGGAACACUUGCAAAGGAGGAAACCUCUUCAGCUGAGUAUCUUGGAGAAGUGACCCGUUUGUUAUUGCAGAAUAUUGAGAAAUGGGAUGUAGAGAAGAAUCUUGAGGAGCUGGAGCAGCAGGGAAAUAAAACUCGUGCAGAAGUUGCUUUCUUCCCUGCAGAUUAUGAGACCUUCAGGAGGAAGUGUGAAGAUGAGCUCAUGGAAAGGCUGGGAGAGCUGUGUGCCAGGCAGUCCAGGGCAGUGUCCCCUGCCUGUGAGAGGCCAUCAGCAAAGCUCUGCUCCUUCCAGGGACAGCAGGACAAUAAGGAUGUUGCCUUGCUGUCAUCCCCACCAAGUUCUCUGAGGAUGGGCAGGAUGAGUUUCCAGAGCCUGCCAAAACCUGCAACUGUGUACAUAGAUUUGAGAGAUGCUGAGCCACCAAAGUCAGUGACAGUCCCUGAAGAGGAGCAAAGGGCAAGUGACAGCUCCUCCUCCUCUGAAGAAGAAGAGAAUGAGACAAUUCAGGAUGAAGCAGAAAGGAGAAUGAGGAAUUGCUCAGGGAAGAGCCUGUUACUGCAACAACUCCGAGCAGCCCGUAAGGAGGCCUUGGAGCUUCUUCAUAAAACCUCUGUUCCAGCUGAGAAACUGCAUCCAGAAAGUCUGGAAGACACACCUUCCUCUAAUAAAAGUCAAAACCAAUCUUGUAAAGCAAGGCAAGAGACAAAUGAGGUGGUUCCCAUGAAACUGAUGAGAUUGGAACCAGGCACAGAAAGUCCCCCCUUUUCAAGCUGUGUGGGCAAUGGAGCUGACACAGAGAAAGAGAACAAACUGGAAGCUGAGAAGAUUCAAAAUGCAGGAAAUGCUCCAGAGUGUCCUGUAAUUACAGCAGAACUGCCAAGGAGAGAAGGAAGUGACAGAGAGCUAUCCCAAAAGGAAGAGGAGAUGAAGGAGAGGCAGAGGAGAUGCAGAUUGCAGGAGCAGCUGGAGCAGUGGCAGCCUCAGCGCUCGGUGUGUGGGAAGCAGCCCAUGGCAGAGAACACCCCGCUCCUGUUCCACAGGGAAGCCUCUUUUUUGCCAGCUAUUGACACGUUGCCUGGAUCCUGCAGUGUGAAAAAGGAGGUGCUGCUGCUGACUGUUUGCCUGGCAAGUUGUGGCCAAGUGGCCACGGAUCAGUGUGAGGGGCAGGUGCCUGACAAGGUGCUGGGAGCAGCCAACAUCUACCAGGCCCUCGUGACGUGGCUGCUGUCCCUGGUGCCUCCUGUGAAGAGGAAGGAUGGCCCCAAAGCUCCAUUUGAGGUGGUGGGGCUGCAGCAGGCCUGGAGAGAGGAAGGCUUGGCCCUCUACGCCUGCCUGGUGGCCCCAGAGGAACCUUCAGCCCAGAGCUGCCCCCAGACCCACGAGCCAGGGACUGCAGAACAUCUCCAGGGAACAUCCAGCUUUUACCAGAAGAUUUCUGCAUUUCUGGCAUCUACGUGGCUUCCAGAUCUUAUUUGGUGGAGAGAUGAACUGGCCAGUCACUUUCAAAACCAGCUGUGCCCACUUCUUCCUGCAAUUCCCUCUGUCCUGCUCAGUAACAUCACUGCUGUUAAUCCUGACCCUCAGGCCGUGGAGAAGGCGUUUGCAGUGUCAAAUGGAUUUUACUGGCAGACAGUUGAGAGUGAUGACAAACACUUCCCUGACAGCAGUGCCAUGGAGGCUUGCAGAGACACAGACAUCGAGGUUGCCAUGGUGCUGCUGUUUGAGGCUCUCUUCCGAAGCCCCCUGGAGACCCAUCACACUCUGCAGCUGCUGCUGGGCUCUGGGCUGGAUGUCUGCGGCCUCCGCCUGCUCUACCCCGGCCAGGACCUGCUGCUCUCCAGCUCAGAAAAGCUGCCUUCCUCCUACACUUCAGAGCCUGGCAAGGUGCCCCCAGUGGUGGCAUUAGGUGUGAGAGGGCCCAAAGCCCACGGCAUCCUGCAGGACAUCACCCGGGGCUCUGGCAGGGCGGAGCCCGUUGCGUCCCUGCCCCUGCCCAGCCGGGUGCACCGGGAGCUGUGCCUCUGGUUCGGAGGGAGAGCGGCUGGAAUCCUGCCCCCGCCUUCCAGCUCUCAGAGACCUUCACCAGCUGGGGCAGGAGCAGAUGAAGAAAAAAUUGACCUCCAGGGCUUGAUGCUGCCUCGACCUCCAGCCAUGCUUGUCUCAACUACCAAAGGGGACAUCAUUCUGCUGGUGUCACCUGUGGUACCUCCAUGUGCCUAUGGGGCUGUGCUUUCCGCCUGUGCCCGCCGGGGCUUUGUGCUGCAAGGACUGCGGCAGCUGCAGCUCUCAGCACAGCAGGGCCUCGUGCUGGGCCUGGCAGCAGGGCAGAUUGCUGUCUUUUGCCCUGGCAAGAGCUCAAGCUCACCUGCUGGUGCUGCAGGAGGAGAAGUCCCCGGUGGGCACCGCAGGCACUGCCUGGUGCUGCUGCUGAGGAAGGAGAAUGCCACACAUCACAUCCCUGCCUUGCUGACAGGGCUGAUGGAGGAGCUGGCAGAGGCAGGCCUUGGCAGCGGGCACAGCCUCCCCCCUGCAGCUGCUGGAGAGGAGCCGUCACUCUGCUUCCACGGGGCUCCGUUCGCCGCGGCCGCGCUGCGCAGCCUGGGAGGAAACCUCAGUGCAGUGCCAGAGCCCCAGCACAUCCCUCUGGAUUUCCUGUGCCACCGAGCCUACGCUGCUGAGCCCGGGAUGGAGCAGGUGGUGAUGCUGGCAGUGGUGGGCAUGCAGGCUCUGAAGAGUGCUGGAGAGCUCCUCCAGCACAUCCUGCUGCCCCCAGCCAGGGAUCAGGCUUGGAGUGCAGCAGAGCCCAGUUCAGGACUUGAGCUCCUGGGCCUGAAGUGGCUGCCCCAUCUCACUCGGUGCCAGGCCAGAGAAAUGACCCCUUUUGAGGCUGGGGACACUCUCUGGCAGAGGAGCCUGGACACGCUGACGUGCAGCCCCGUCCUGCUGUGUGUGCUCCGGGGCAUCGAUGCCUUCCGAGCCCUGGGAGCCGCCCUGCAGGCAUGGACACGGGACAGGCUCAGCACGGGUGACAGCCUCCCACAGGCACUAAUGGCCUUGACCCCAGAGGUGACCUUCAGACAAACCAUCCUCUUCUUCACAGAGGCAGAUUUGGUAACUGAUGCAGAACACCGCCCUGCUGGAAAAUUCCUGCCACCACCUGGCAGGAGCUCCAGGACUGCAGGGAAGACCACAGUGGGUGAGAGCUGGAGGUGCCGAGCAGAAUCCAUGUUCUCCUUCCUGCAAGCAGGGGCACAGGUUCUCUGCACGGUGCUGCUGAUCAAACCCGGGGUGUGGAGCCAGAGGCUGCCCAGGAUCCUGCGGGAUCUGCACCUGGAGAAAUUCUGCGUGGUGGGAAUGAAGCACCUGGAGCUGGGAGCAGCUGCUGCUGCUGCUCUCCUGCCCUGUGAGCUGCAGCAGGAUCCAGCUGCUGUGGAAGCUCACUGUGCCUACCUGACCUCGGGCACUGCCCUCGUGCUGUGCCUGCAGAGGCCCAAUGCUGUGAAGAAGCUGAUGGAUCUCCUGGGACCAGAGGAUCCUCAGCUGGCCCAAGCACUGGAUCCACGCCUCUGGAGGGCUCAGUAUGGCACCAGCACAGUCCAGAAUGGAUUUUAUGGCUCCAGAUCCUAUGCGAUGGCAGUCCGGGAUGUGAAGCUGUUUUUCCCAGAAGGGCUGUGCUGUGCCCAGUGGCAGCCAGUGCAGGAGCAAGAGAUCCAUAACCUGAAACACGACCCCAUCCUCAGCCUGGGAAUCAGGAAGCAGCACAAGAUCCUAAGCCAUGACCCAGGAAGACAUCCCAGUGUCCUGGGCUCUGAGCAGCCAGGCAGCCCUGGUCAGGCAUUGCUGGAGCAGCUCUGGCGCAGCACGUGCCUGGUGCUGCCCGGGAUAAUCCUGCGGGGCUCGGAGCCGCCCCCGUACGUGGCGCUGCUGGAGGAGCUCGUGGGCAGAGGCUUCGUGGUGACUGGAGCUCGCCUGGCUGUGCUGGACUCACCCCAGGCUCUCUACAUCUCCCAGCUGCUCAGCAGGGCCAAGGGCAGUGUUGCAGCAAAGUGCUCCCUGCUGAAGGAUGGGCUGUGCCUGGUGCUGGCAGCACAGUGGGACAGCGCUGUCACCUCCCUGGGCUCCCUGCUGGACAGUGCCUGCUGGCAGAACCAGUCAGUCCUGGACACUGCAGAGCAUCUCCUUUAUCCCCAGAAUGAGAAUCAGGCCCAGGAGCUGCUCUGCUGCUUUUUUGACUCCCUGACAUCAGAGAGCAUCCACCAAACUGAAGCCCAGCGUUGCUAGCAGAGAAGGGCACGGCCCCCAGGCAGCCUUGGAUUCCCUGUGGAGAUGGACACACAGGCACAGCCAGCCCUAAGAGCACUGUUUGUUGGGAAUUAAACACAGAGUCUGAGGUGUUA
This is a messenger RNA of Passer domesticus (house sparrow), 6544 nucleotides long. RefSeq names its product dynein axonemal assembly factor 8 (gene DNAAF8). The transcript has 32 exons. NCBI's taxonomy places the organism in Eukaryota, Metazoa, Chordata, Aves, Passeriformes, Passeridae. Gene Ontology annotation, cellular component: dynein axonemal particle. Gene Ontology annotation, molecular function: dynein complex binding. The coding region runs from base 1473 to 6428 and encodes 1651 amino acids. The record is from RefSeq and is a predicted model, not a curated record.